AUGGCUGUUUGUUCUGCGACGACGGGGAAUGUGCUGUCGCUCCAGAGGACCCACACUCCCACAGCUGCGAUGAGGCGCCACCUGUGGCUGCUCUGCCUGGCGGCCGCGCUCGAAUGCCAGCCGCAGACCGCAGAGUCAUCUAGCGGCAGUUGCCGGCACUACCGCCGCAGCGCGCGGCUAGCGGUCCGUCCUGUCCUAGUCCAGGAACACACGCCGCCAUGUGGCGAUCCCGCGUACUUCAUGUUCAGUGUGCGAGAUGGCGCGGGUCGGUGGGCCGAUGCCACGUGCGUGCUCGAGUCUGACUUCGGGUUCAACCUCAAGUGCCGCUUCAAAAAGUCCGGGCUGUUUCGCGUGCGGAACCUCGGCGGAGUCAAGGGCUACUUCGGGCUGGGCUUCACUGUCGGCGACGAGCUGGGACUGCCGGAGUCGCUGUCCAACUCCGAGUCCGCCAAGCGGCGCUCCCUGGCCGCGGGGCGUAUCUCCAGUGGCCACAGUCCUGUCCAGAAGACCAACGUGACGCAACUGACGCGCCUGCCGAGCCCCACGCGCAUCGCGAGCCUGACCGCCUACCGGCCGCCGCUACCCGUCUUCAAGCCCAUCCCGCCGGCCAUGGCCGCCGAGCGCUACCAGCACCUGCUGGCCGCCCCCGCGCUGUCCCGCCCCCAGCGGCUGGCCGCGGGCGUCGCGGCGCCUGGGGUGCCGCCCUUCCAGGAGCUGCCCGCCUCCAUCACCCGCGUGCAGGCCGCCGCCCCCGCCGCCCCAGCGCCGCCCCCGGCGCCACAGCUGGUCGCCGUGCAGGUGGCGCGCGCGCCCGCCGCCUUCCGCCAGUCGCUGCAGGCCGCCUCCGGCCACUUCCAGGCGCGCCAGGACAAACUGCCAGCAGACAGCGCCCUGGCCACCAGGAGACUGCCGCCCCAGCAGGUGUCGGGCGCCGACAUGCAGCACACCAUCAGACUGCUGGCGCGCGCCGCCAACAUGUCGGAGCAGGCCGUGGCCGCCGCCAUCUUGGAGCGCCAGCAGCAGCUGCUGCAGCAGCAGCGCCGCGCGGCGGAGCUGGCCGCAACCACCACCACAUCUACCACCACCACGGCCAGGCCGCACGGCUCCAACCUCGUGCGCCAGUACCCCGCGGCGGCUGCCAGCAAGGUGAUGAACGCGCCCAAGGAGUACUACCCGGUGGGCUACGACAAGAACUUCGACGACAACUUCGUGUCGAGGGUGGAGCUGCCCGACACCAGCUUCGGCUGCGGCGACCAGAAGCACUUCCCGGGGCUGUACGCCGACGAGGAUCUGGGCUGCAUGGUGUUCCACGUGUGCGCCUUCACAGACGACGGCCUCAUCAUGAAGAGCUUCCUGUGCCCCGAGUCCACGCUCUUCGACCAGACCAUCCUCAAGUGCAACUGGUGGUUCUACGUGGACUGCAAGUCCUCGGCCAAGCUGUACGACAGCAACAUUCCCGUGUCCAAGAGCUAUCAGCUCAUGAAGGCGCUAGCCUUCUUCUCCAACUACAACAAGAGCUAGCCGCUCUAGUCUCCCGUCACAUUGCUACUAGAGCAGACCAUCCUCAAGUGCAACUGGUGGUUCUACGUGGACUGCAAGUCCUCGGCCAAGCUGUACGACAGCAACAUUCCCGUGUCCAAGAGCUAUCAGCUCAUGAAGGCGCUAGCCUUCUUCUCCAACUACAACAAGAGCUAGCCGCUCUAGUCUCCCGUCACAUUGCUACUAGGGCAGACCAUCCUCAAGUGCAACUGGUGGUUCUACGUCGACUGCAAGUCCUCGGCCAAGCUGUACGACAGCAACAUUCCCGUGUCCAAGAGCUACCAGCUCAUGAAGGCGCUAGCCUUCUUCUCCAACUACAACAAGAGCUAGCCGCUCUAGUCUCCCGUCACAUUGCUACUAGGGCAGACCAUCCUCAAGUGCAACUGGUGGUUCUACGUCGACUGCAAGUCCUCGGCCAAGCUGUACGACAGCAACAUUCCCGUGUCCAAGAGCUACCAGCUCAUGAAGGCGCUAGCCUUCUUCUCCAGCUACAACAAGAGCUAGCCGCUCUAGUCGCCACUGGAGCAGACCAAGGGGCGGGUCUCAGCAAUCGUUGCCACGUUAGAAACUGAAGUCCAAAAGUCAUCCCUAUUUCCCAUCUGGGAAGCAAAACAUUUUGAUACCUUCAUGAUUCAGACCGACUUUUGCCUUUUGCGCAUUGCGCCAACAUUGCCACGAUAUUUAAUAACAGAACCAUCGGAAUCAGCGGAUUUAAGUAAUAUCACGUGCUUAUAGUCCGGUCAAAUUAGACCAAAAAAUAGGAGUGAAGUUACAAAAAUUCGCACCUAGCUGAAAAUUGGUAGGAUUGUUCAAAACACCAUUAUAAAUGAAAUAUAAAAAGUCCUCAUCGAUCCGAUACCUGGAAAAAAAUUUACUCGGGGUCAAAGGUCGCAAAAACGGUUUCUUUGCGAUUUUCAGAAAAACGGUAAGUUUUAUCAUAAAAUUAGCUCAGACAAAAAUUGUAGAUCAGAUAAUUAUCUAUAAAAAAUGUCUUAAUACGUUUUGUCUUAAGAGCCACCGUUUUUGAGAUAUAACGAUUCAAAAAGUUGAAAAAUCCUACGAAUUUUCAGCUGGGUGCGAAUUUUUGUACCCUCGGAUGUCUCAAUUGACCGGACUAUUAAGUUCAAAAAUGUUUCUCCAACAGACAUGCACUUCUGUUGAAAAAAAUAUUGAUUUUUAAGUUUUAUUUUCACACAGCACAAUAUUUGGUAUUUUAUAGAAUAAAAAUCAAACAUUAAGUUCAUUGAAACUGCGACAUUUGAAGUGACACGAGAUUCUAUUAGGUCAGUAAAUGCGCCAUCUUGUUUAUGGCAGGUCUGCUGGUGAAUGAGUGGUUCAAAAUAGGGCCCACAAAUGUCUUACUGCGCGGAUCUCACACGCUGUCUUCAUCGUUGUUCUGUGGACGAACCUUUGUGCAUUGCGUGGUAGAGCGCUGUCCUCUGGCGAACUCCAGUUGUUUGGAAGUACUGCCAGAGUUUUUUUUAUCAAAUCCCUGAACUAGCUUUGCUGUUAUAAAACAUACCCUAAAAAAUUAUUUUAGCCGCUUCUUCAAGUACACCAAUGUUUCACCAAGCCAUCGGUUGUCAUUUCACCCGCAGAAUAAAUCCCGAGACACCACCCAAACAAUAGAAUAUACUCAUGUGUUGCGACCAAUCAGACUCAGGGCAGCCGGCUCAGCCACUCAGUAUUCACUUACGUUAUCUUAUCGGUGAGUGGGUUGUAAUUCUCUCCAAACAUUAUUCUGGCAAACAGCCUAUGUUUUUUAACUUACCAUUGCCUCAUCUAGCUUGUUUGAAUAGAUGUUGAAACAAUGACAUGAUUGAACGGCGAGUACUUGAUGCUCAUUGGCACGGUCAACUGAAGGAAAUAAAGCCUAAUUCACGGACAAAACUAUGCAAGUUAACUAACCACCGAGCACUAAGUGUUUUCAGCCUUAUUUUAGCGUCUAUAAUGUUUAACUCAGGCACCGAAAUGGCUUGUAUACGGAUGUCUCAAAAUUGUUAAUUUUAUUACUAAUCUUCAAAUUAGAAUUUUUUUUAUCAGAAUAACGAUCUAAGUUAGCUAAAUAAGUUAUUUGUCUGUAGGAUUAAGUGAAAACCAAUUAGGAAAGAAACACAAGAGUGUAAGGAUGUUAAACUACUAUUUAUGUUCGUAUUUAUUGCCUUAUUGCCGAUGCUAUCUUUCGUAGGAUGUAGAUAGAUAAAUGUAUACUAUUUUUAGAAAGUUGUGUAAUGAUUGGACUUAAAGGUAAAUUGUCUGCCCAUAUGAUCUCGCAGAUGACCUUUUAUCGUCAUCAAGUUGCUCAAAUAGUAUGUAUGUUCUACUGUAGAAGCUGUUUGUGCAUGUUAAUAAUUUAUUUCAUUUCAGACUGAUUUCGUUUAUUGUGUACAUCAGACCAUCAUUAGAGGUGAUUAUAUAUGUAUUCAUGUUUAUUUUUUCUCAAUAAAGCACAUAACUUU
Molecule: messenger RNA, 3998 nt
Organism: Bacillus rossius redtenbacheri
Lineage: Eukaryota; Metazoa; Arthropoda; Insecta; Phasmatodea; Bacillidae
Exons: 10
Coding region: 1-1521 (506 amino acids)
Cellular component (GO): extracellular region
Molecular function (GO): chitin binding
Source: RefSeq, a predicted model, not a curated record